GGAGCAGGUUGGCGGCGGGGCUGCGCUUAGCUGGGUUUGUUUGCGGCUCUCCCGGAACGGGGCCGCUCAGGGAGGGUGUACAGCCGUGCUGCGAUGAGUGUCUGAUGAGGGGCACAGAGGGAUGGAUUCGAGGCCUGAAACCUGACGGUAAACGCACGAGAAACACGGGAGGAUGCCGAGAGUAGGAUACCUGAACAUAAACCCAGUGCAAGAGUUGGAAGGGAGACUUGGGUCUGAGGCAGAGCUCAGCGUGGGACGUGGCCUGGGACAACCACAGUGAAACUUGCUCAUCUGACUCCUGCCAGAAGCAGCAGCUGUGAAACAGUAGCUGAUAGAAAAAUGACCGUGUAGGAGUUCAAACUGUUGACCUUAGAGAGAACUAUCCUGUGAAUGCGACCAUCCGACCUUCAGCUCUAAAGCAGAUGAAGUGGGAAGCUACCAACCACAGGUGGCAGAGCGCUGCAGGGGGAUCCCAGGGCUGCUGUGCAUGACCUGUGUGUUGGGGCUGCUGCUGAACCCAACCGAAUGGAGCUGCUGCUGCAAGCUCACUGUAGGCUCAUCAGGGAGUCAUUUGAGUUGGAUGGGACCUUUGAAGGCCAUCUACUCCAACUCCCCUGUAACAAACACGGACACCUACAGCUCCAUCAGGUACUCAGAGCCCCAUCCAGUGUGAUCUUGUGCAUGUCAUCUCCCAUCAUGUCCCCAACUACACGUUUGUCUGUUUGAGCGCUCACAACCCACCAUCCCAUCAACACCCAGGCCUUCCUAUUGGCUUGCCAUUGAGCAGCAAGCUGGGAUAUGCAUUCAUUCCCAUUCCAGCUCCUGUACUGUUCAAUCAACACCCAAUGAGUUUCAGCCAAAGAGUGGAUCCAUUUGGAAUGAAUGGAAUUUGAAAUAAACCAGGUACAGCUCUUCACGAGCAGUGGUGUAGAAUUUCUGAGAAACAUGCAUUUGAACAUCUGUAAAAGGACACAAAUUGAGACACACUUCUCUGAUCAAGAAGGGAGGACAUUAACUGUCAACGAUUGUUAAUAUUAAAGUGAAUAAAAGUAACAAUGAGGCACUGGGAUGAUGGUUAAAACACAGGAAGAAAACAUUUGAUAGAGUUAAGAAACACAUCUGUAAGUCAAGUAGAGCUAUGAUGUGAUCUCAGAAAGAAACUUCGGGCAGUGUGAAGCAGCUCAUGGUUUUUGCCAGUGGAGUACUGGCAGACCCCAAAAACAAGAUAAUCUGUCAUGCUUGGUAUAACAGAAGAAUUCCAUCCACCCAAAGGUGCUACGCAGAUGUGCUGUGAGCAUAGAAUCACAGAACGGCCUGGGCUGGAAGGGACCUCAAGGAUAAUGAAGCUCCAAGCCCCGCCACAGGCAGGGCCACCAACCUCCACAUGUAAUACCAGCCCAGGCUGCCCCGGGCCCCAUCCAACCUGGCCUUGAACACCUCCAGGGAUGGACGGGGCAUCCAUAGCCUCUCUGGGCAGCUGUUCCAGCACCUCACCACUCUCAGAGUGCAGAACUUCCCCUGACAUCCAAUCUAAACCUUCCUUCCUUGAGCUUAACUGAUCACGAACCAUCAGACUGUCUCAGUCAGCUCUCUCCUCUCAAGCCAUGUGUGCUGAUGCCAUAGCACUGAUGUCAAGAGUCACUGCAGACUGGAGGCAAAGAGCUGGGCCUGGCUUCCAGAGCGCAAGACAGAUGGUUCAGGGAACAGGAGUCUGCAGCUCACACUGGAAUACUUUUAUAUCUCUGGUGGGAGGCUCCAGGCAGCCUAGCAGAACCCCUAAGCACUGCAGGGUGCUGGAGGAUUUUCCUCUGCGUUCCUGGUUUGGUCAUGUAUUUUAAAAGAAAUUGACAUUUCUUAUGUUAGAAGAGGGCUACCUUCCUUCUCUGGGUGAGACAUUGGCAAAAUCAGAUUUUUUUUUUUUUUGAAGAAGAAAAGGCAGUAAUCUUAGCAAAUAGAAGAACUUACGUAAGGGUUCAUAAUUCACACCUAGCAGAGAUGAAAAAUGGAUCGUGUUUCCUGCCAAAAUAGCAGAGACCUGUCAGAUGGUAGUUUUAUGUCUAAAGAGAGUAGAUAGAUUCAGCUUCGCCCAUGAGCUUCCUCCAGAUGAGGGGGAUUGAUUAUAAAUGAUGCAGUUGAGAAUGGACUACAGAAAAUAAGCUGACAUUUUCAAUCUGGCUUUAUAUCCCUGCAGUGUUUUGAUUAAGGAUCUUUCUUUCGGAGUUGCUUUUUGAGCCUUCUGUGAAACAAAGCUGUACUUCAGCAGAUGGGGCUGGGAGUAUUUCGAUGAAGCAUCAGUCAUCUUUUGGCUGGAGAGAAGGCAGCUGCCCCACAGGAGUGAAACUGCAAGAGGUGCAGUGUGUUCAUUGUGCUUUGUAUUAGGACUCAGUGUGCUGUGACAGGCUUCAAAUGCUCAGGCUCAAAGGAAAAAAUGUGUGUAAUUCCCUGCCUGUCUGAAAAGUCAGACAUUUAUAGAAUCAUCGAAUCACUCAGGUUGGAGAACACCUCCAAGAUCCCUGAGCCCAGCCCCAACCACCCCCCAUGCCCACUGCUCACAUCCCUCAGUGCCACAUCUCCAUGGCUCUGGGACACCCGCAGGGAUGGUGAGCCCACCACUCCUGGGCAGCUGUGCCACCACAGCACUGCUCUUUGGGAGAAGAAAUCUUUUAUCCAACCCUUUAAUCAUCUUUAAUGAUGCUGGAACAUCGACGGUCCCUGCUGUGGGGCGAUGAACUGAAGAACUGUGAGUGGCAAACAACACAAUGUGGGGCCAGCUGACAUUUGUCUCAGUGAACAUGGUGUUUGGUGGGACAGAUAUAUGUCAGAGCAUGUGAAGCAGACCAGGAUCACGGUGUGCAGUGAGUAAAGGCGUUACUAAAGGUGAUGAACAACUGACUGCCCAAUUCCAGCACACUGCUAGCAGCUUCGACCAGGGCUGAUGAAACUUAGACCUACUGAUCCAAGAGAGAGGAGAAAUUAAGAAUGGGAGGAAAACAUCCCAUGCCACCCGACGGCCUAUAGGGAAGCUGUAAAAUAUCUCACUGAAACUCUUGAGUCCCUCAAUGAAGAAGAGUUUGAAGAUGUAAUUGACAAAAUCAUCGAUGCUGUUGAAAAGCAGCCUUGCAGGUGCUGACGUUCUGUUACGCUGACUGAUCUUAUGGUAGUAAUGUUGGGCCGAAGGUGCUGCUAACAACUGGGACCCUACAGCAAAGGAUGAGCUGUGCAUCCUUGAUGUAUGAAAAUGAAUCAGAUACCAUAAAUGACUGAGUCCAGAAGGGAAUCCAGAAAACUGGAAAACCCUGUUUAUGCAUGAGACACUCUUGUCAACUAAUAUGAUUGAACUGUCCACAGUGGAAGCAGCUGUCCAAGAAUGUAGCCAAGCAUUAGAUGAAACAAUAAAAAAUGUUUUCAACAUUAUUGGAGCCUUUGAUAUUCCACGCUACAUUUAUAAUCCAGACAGAAAGAGAUUUGUACCUCUGUCAAUGACCAACCUUCCUGUACCAAAUUUAUUUGGAACUGCCAGAGAUAAAGCAGAGUUGUUUCGUGAACGCUACUCCAUCUUACAACAGAGGACUCACAGACACGAGCUGUUUACACCUGCAGCAGUCGUCAUUCAUCCUGAUGACAAUAGGAGCAAAUUCCAGCUUAAAACAGUGGAAACUCUGUUGGGCAAUACAGCAAAAGUGCGGGAAGUGAUUGUCCUUGGGAUGAUAACUCAGCUUAAGGAGGGGAAGUAUUUCCUAGAAGACCCUACAGGAGUUGUCCAGCUAGACCUUAGUAAAGCACAGUUCCACAGUGGUUUAUAUACCGAAUCGUGCUUCGUUUUGGCAGAAGGUUGGUAUGAAGAUGAAGUUUUUCAUGUGAAUGCUUUUGGAUUUCCGCCUACUGAGCCGUCUGCUACCACUAGAGCCUUCUAUGGGAAUAUAAACUUCUUUGGAGGUCCUUCCUCAGCUUCAGUAAAGGCUUCUGCAAAACUGAAGCAGCUGGAGGAUGAAAAUGAGGAUGCCAUGUUUGUAUUUCUUUCUGAUGUGUGGCUGGACCAAGCAGAAGUACUAGAAAAGCUGCAUACAAUGUUUUCAGGUUAUUCCUCUGCUCCUCCAACCUGCUUUUUCUUUUGUGGAAAUUUCUCAUCUGCACCAUAUGGAAAAAACCAAAUUCAGUCUCUGAAAGGUUCUUUGAAGGCUCUUGCAGAUAUAAUAUGUGAAUAUCCCAGCAUUCAUAAAAGUAGUCGAUUUGUGUUUAUUCCUGGCCCUGAAGAUCCUGGUCCUGGUUCUGUUUUACCACGACCUCCCCUGGCUGAAAAUAUCACUCAGGAAUUCAGGCAGCUGGUACCAUUUUCAGUUUUCACCACAAAUCCUUGCAGGGUUCAGUAUUGCACACAAGAAAUAAUUAUCUUUCGUGAAGAUUUGGUAAACAAAAUGUGCAGAAACUGCGUCCGCUUCCCUAGCAGCAGCAUGGAUAUUCCCAAUCAUUUUGUAAAGACCAUAUUAUCACAAGGACACCUUACACCGCUUCCGCUGUAUGUUAGCCCUGUGUACUGGGCCUACGACUACGCCCUGAGGGUGUAUCCUGUGCCAGAUAUGCUUGUCAUUGCGGAUAAAUAUGACCCCUUCACUGUCACCAACACUGACUGUCUUUGCAUAAAUCCUGGUUCUUUUCCAAGGAGUGGGUUUUCAUUCAAGGUAUUCUACCCCUCCAACAAGACAGUUGAAGACAGCAAGCUUCAGGGUCUCUGACUUUCUACAAGACUGCAGAAAGGGACUGAGCCUUUGUGAGGCCAACCAUAGCACUCGUUUAGAUGGAUUGAUUUUAUGAUAUCUUGCAGGCUAUUCAUAAUAAAUGUCAAAGCCAGGCUUAUUUUGUACGGAAAUAAACUUUUACACAAAAA
Messenger RNA from Gallus gallus (chicken), 4885 nucleotides. RefSeq names its product DNA polymerase epsilon 2, accessory subunit (gene POLE2). Gene Ontology annotation, molecular function: DNA binding. The transcript has 20 exons. The coding region runs from base 3303 to 4733 and encodes 476 amino acids. Gene Ontology annotation, cellular component: epsilon DNA polymerase complex. The record is from RefSeq and is a predicted model, not a curated record. Lineage: Eukaryota; Metazoa; Chordata; Aves; Galliformes; Phasianidae. Gene Ontology annotation, biological process: DNA-templated DNA replication; error-prone translesion synthesis.